Molecule: messenger RNA, 577 nt
Organism: Colletotrichum graminicola M1.001
Lineage: Eukaryota; Fungi; Ascomycota; Sordariomycetes; Glomerellales; Glomerellaceae
Exons: 2
Coding region: 64-291 (75 amino acids)
Biological process (GO): molybdopterin cofactor biosynthetic process
Source: RefSeq, a predicted model, not a curated record
AGCCGCGUGGCUGCUACCGAGGUCGUCGGUCCAAUAGCGACGCUGGUAUCCGACGCAUCCGCCAUGGACGGGUACGCAGCCUACUCCAAGGCCACCACUCUCGCAUCCCCGGAGAGACCUCUGCUCCUGAGAGUGUGCUGGGCGGUGGCCGCCGGCGAUGAGCCCACGGAGCUGGACGAAAGGACUUUUCAUGGCGCGGUCGAGCCGUGCCUGAAAAUCACGACCGGCGGCAUCUUCCCCAAAGUCCAGGGUGCGAUAUCCUGCUGGAGAAGCGAAUCGUCAACAGGGUAGACGUCCUCGGCUCUUCGCACAUCGUGCCGUUAGCGUCUCCAUCGGGAGGGUUGACUUUGUGGCUUCCUCGCUCUGCGAUCUUGAGGCGAAGACUCACUUCCACGGCGUAGCCACGAAACCAUGACGUCCAGUCCUCUUUUCCCAGGUCCAUAGCCAGUCCCGCGACCUUCCGGUCUUUGGGCUGCCUAGGAACCCAGGUGCCACGGCAGCCUGCUUCUGGCUUCUUGUGCUUCCGUUCCUCAGGUCUUGGCAGCAUCAGACUGCCGAGACGCCCAUCAUGGCGAAG